Neopsephotus bourkii (Bourke's parrot) is the source of this 2218-nucleotide messenger RNA. It is a transcript of the gene ST7L, whose product is annotated as suppression of tumorigenicity 7 like. Bases 21 to 1694 code for a protein of 557 amino acids. Gene Ontology annotation, molecular function: protein binding. The record is from RefSeq and is a predicted model, not a curated record. Lineage: Eukaryota; Metazoa; Chordata; Aves; Psittaciformes; Psittacidae. The transcript is spliced from 16 exons.
GGCGUCCCCCGGCGGCGGCCAUGGCGGACAGCAGCGGGAGCGGCCGGGGGCCUCCGUGCCUCGGGGCGGCCGCGGCGCUUCGCCGCUGGGAGCAGCUGAGGCGGCGGGUGGCGGCGGCGGCCCCGUGGGCCCGCGGGCUCCUGGCUGUGGCCGCCGGGCUCGGCCUCUUCUACGUGGUGCUGCGGGUGCCGCUGCGGCUCCGGGACAGCCUGGCGGCCGUGACUGUGUUCUUAAGCACUUUGACUCCAAAAUUCUACUUUGCCCUUACAGUGACUUCAUCUUUUAUAUCUGGACUGAUAUUUGUGUUUGAGUGGUGGCAUUUCCGAAAGUAUGGCACGUCUUUCAUUGAGCAGGUUUCUGUGAGUCAUCUGAGGCCCCUCAUCGGGGGGGCAGAAAACAGCCCUCCAGCACCAGCAGCAUUCUCUGCUGGAGAGAGUGAGACCAGCAGGCAGAACAUGCCAGAAUGCAAAGUGUGGCGAAAUCCUCUCAAUCUUUUCAGAGGGGCAGAGUACAGCAGGUACAUGUGGGUGACUGGGAAGGAGCCUCUUACCUACUACGACAUGAAUUUGUCUGCUCAGGAUCAUCAGAACUUUUUCACAUGUGAUACAGACGCCCUUCGGCCUUCAGAUACAGUUAUGCAGAAAGCGUGGCGAGAGAGAAACCCUCAAGCUCGGAUCAAAGCAGCAUAUCAAGCUUUAGAGUUGAACAAUGAUUGUGCCACUGCAUAUGUCCUCCUGGCUGAGGAAGAAGCAACAACUAUUGUGGAUGCUGAGAAGUAUUUCAAGCAGGCUCUGAAAGCAGGAGAAAUGAUUUACAGGAAGUCUCAGAACUGCCAUUCCCAAAGUCCACAGCAUGAAGCACAGCUGAGAAGAGACACCAAUGUAUUGGUGUAUGUGAAAAGGAGACUGGCUAUGUGUGCCAGAAAACUUGGAAGAAUACGAGAGGCCGUAAAAAUGAUGAGAGAUUUAAUGAAAGAGUUUCCACUUCUCAGCAUGCUGAAUAUUCAUGAAAACCUCCUGGAGGCACUGCUGGAGUUACAGGCCUAUGCAGAUGUCCAAGCAGUUUUAGCAAAGUAUGAUGAUAUCAGUCUUCCAAAGUCAGCAGCAAUAUGUUACACAGCAGCCCUGUUAAAAGCCAGGGCUGUUUCAGAAAGGUUCUCCCCAGAAACUGCUUCCAAAAGAGGGCUCAGUACAGCAGAAAUUAAUGCUGUGGAAGCAAUUCAUAGAGCUGUAGAAUUCAACCCUCAUGUUCCAAAGUAUUUGCUAGAAAUGAAAAGCUUGGUGCUACCUCCAGAGCAUAUUCUGAAGCGAGGGGACAGUGAGGCAGUAGCAUAUGCUUUUUUUCACCUCCAGCAUUGGAAGAGGAUAGAAGGGGCUCUAAAUCUGCUACACUGCACAUGGGAAGGCACAUUUAGGAUGAUCCCAUACCCAUUAGAGAAAGGUCAUCUGUUCUAUCCCUAUCCCAGUUGCACAGAAACAGCAGACAGAGAACUGUUGCCAACAUUUCACGAAGUGUCCGUUUACCCACAGAAGGAGCUCCCCUUUUUCAUCCAUUUCACAGCAGGCCUGUGUUCCUUUUCGGCGAUGCUUGCCCUCCUCACACACCAGUUCCCUGAGCUGAUGGUUGUUUUUGCUAAAGCUGUGCUGCGGGUGCUGUGGCCUGUGAGUGCUCCCAGCGUUCUGGCCUCCAGCUGAGUGGCCUGCACCAAGUGCUCUGGGACUCUUCUUUCACCCCUCAACUCCAUUAUGGAAAACAUCAAGGUCUUCCUGCUGUCCAGUUUCUGGCAUCAGCUGACUCCAGUGUGACUGGAGGUGCUUUCCAUGAUUGUUCUCAUAAGCCUCACCCCAGGUGGUUAUCUGACCCCUAGGUGUGUGGGGCAAGGAAGAAAACUGUGUUCUUCAAACUCCUACCUUUGACAGGCUUCCAUGUUGGUAAUGGUGCUUAACUUAUGAAUUCCUUCUUUGGCCUUAGUCUGUUCACCUAAGAAAACAGUUUUUGUUGAGCAAUACCUUAAUCAUACAACUGGAAGCUGAUACUUCCUCUGUAAGAAAGGAGAGGACACAAAUGGAGCAGAUGUUUGGAGUAUUGACGCUUCCUUCUCAGCUGCAGAUGCACCAGAUAAUUGGCUUAGAUUUAAUUUUAUAAGCCUUCUUCAGAAUAUUUGUUAACAGCAAAGUAUGGUUCUGCUUUCUUUAUUAAAAGGUUGCUUCUUAACACA